UCGCGGCAAUUUGGCUCAGUCUAAUUUCUACUUUCAAACACGAGCGUUGAUGCUGCGUACAAAUUCACUAGCGCUGGUCAUAGCGAUUUCUACCUUGGCAGUGCAGUAUGUGUCUGCCGCGUCGUGUGGGGUUAUCGAGAACAACACCGACUUUCAAGGCAACGACUUGGCCAAUGCCCCCGCUAGUUCUGCUGAAGACUGUUGUCCGAUAUGCAAUGCCAACCCCAGCUGUACUGGGUUUGCGUUUGGCUGGGGAACGUGCUUCCUCAAGUAUGGCCCCCUGGUUCGCAUUUCCAAAGUUGGCGUGAGUGCUGGUGCGAUGGCACCUACGCCGUCGUGUGGGGUUAUCGAGAACAACACCGACUUUCAAGGCAACGACUUGGCCAAUGCCCCCGCUAGUUCUGCUGAAGACUGUUGUCCGAUAUGCAAUGCCAACCCCAGCUGUACUGGGUUUGCGUUUGGCUGGGGAACGUGCUUCCUCAAGUAUGGCCCCCUGGUUCGCAUUUCCAAAGUUGGCGUGAGUGCUGGUGCGAUGGCACCUACGCCGUCGUGUGGGGUUAUCGAGAACAACACCGACUUUCAAGGCAACGACUUGGCCAAUGCCCCCGCUAGUUCUGCUGAAGACUGUUGUCCGAUAUGCAAUGCCAACCCCAGCUGUACUGGGUUUGCGUUUGGCUGGGGAACGUGCUUCCUCAAGUAUGGCCCCCUGGUUCGCAUUUCCAAAGUUGGCGUGAGUGCUGGGGUAGCACAAGCAUCAACGUCGCAAAAACAACUUUAA
Messenger RNA from Aphanomyces astaci, 778 nucleotides. RefSeq lists its product as hypothetical. The coding region runs from base 50 to 778 and encodes 242 amino acids. Gene Ontology annotation, biological process: proteolysis. NCBI's taxonomy places the organism in Eukaryota, Oomycota, Saprolegniomycetes, Saprolegniales, Verrucalvaceae. Gene Ontology annotation, cellular component: extracellular region. The transcript has a single exon. Gene Ontology annotation, molecular function: protein binding. The record is from RefSeq and is a predicted model, not a curated record.